AGGGUAGCUCGCCGACCCUGACGUUUUCGGGGAAGCGGGCUUUGGCCACAGGAAGAUGGAGGUAUGUCUUCUGAACGCUGAGAAUGUUCCAGAUGGGUGCCUCCUAUCGAUUAGCGCUGGUGGGUCGCGGCGCCAGGCGCCGCUCUCCAUUAAGCAGAAGUUUGCCUUCAGCAAUUCUUCUACAGCAGCUGCUGUGGCAGCAGGUGGUAGUGGCUUGAAGGUGGACCUGCUGGCAUUGAAGGGCAGUGCAUGUGUUGGCAGUUCAGAGCUGCUGCCUGCCAUGCAAAAGGCCUUUGGUGCAGGCACCAAUGCAGAAGGCAUUGGGCAUGAGAUCGAGGUCGUGCUUCCACCAGGAGACGAGGAAUUGAACAUGAAGUUGAAUUUUAACAUUAAGCCCGCAAAGAAGGAUGACAAAGACUCGCUGGACACGUCGCGUCUGCCAUCAGGCAUGACGACGGUGCGCAGCAGCAACGAACCAGAGGUUCCCAGCGCCAUGCUCCAGACCACAGAUUUGCUGAAGCAAUCUGCCUUGCUGGACCGUACAGCACUCCCUGCGGCGCCAAAGGCACAGAGCGGUCAACGCUCCUCGCGGCGACACCACGCCGCGCUGCAGGCGCGAUCCUACCUAGAGGAACACAACAUCCUGCCUUUUGUGGAGAAACUUCUCAAGACAUUGGUGCAGGAGCGGCCAGCAGAUCCAUGGGGUGCCAUUGCAGCUCUUCUGCCUGAGGCAGCAAGCUUUGAUACUUUGAAAAAAGGUGGUCCCCUGGAUAAGGUCGACGAGGAACAACCCGAAGUCCCAGAGAGAGACUGGAACAUGAUGCCAUCGGUGGGAACAUGGUAUAUGAUUCCAAAACCUCUCGUGCUACCGCCGAAGGCUCCUCCAACAGAGGCUGAGCUGGCCAGGGAGGCUGAGUUGGCUAAGGAGGCCGAAGUGGCGAAGCAGGCUGAGCUGGCGAAAAAGGCCAAGCAGGCAGAACUAGAGAAAUCCGUGGCAGAUCACAUUGUGAGCGGCCUGGUUACGGCUGGCAUGAUGCCGCGAGCGACUCAAUCUGGAGGAACAUCGCCUAUGUCAACUCACUCACCCGGCCGAGAGGAGGUCAAGGCCAAGGAAUCAGCUGAAGAUGAGCGAAUGCAGCAGGCGAUGUCCCCGUCCUUUUCCAACCAGCAGGUGCUUGCUGCGAUUGCAGAAGUAUCCUUCGACGACAUCGACCUGAACAAAGAUGGUGUUAUCACGCCGGAGGAGUUUGCCGCAUUUGUUGCGAAAGUUCGAGCAAGUCUUGGUGUUGAAGCACCUCCCCAGGAAUCCUCUCCGCCAGCGCCACCUGCUCCUCCUGCGGAGUUUCCUUUGCUUCCUUCCGUGGGAACAUGGUACAUGGCAAAGCCAUUGCGACCGGAGGUUCAAGCGGCCAUUGCUUCAACCUUUGCAGAUGCCGAUGCCAACAAAGAUGGCGUCAUCUCAAAGGAGGAGUUCAAGGAUUUUGUGGAGAAGGCCACUGCGCUUCAGCCUGCAGAGGCACCAAAGUCUAAGUGGCAGCUGCUUCCAUCGGUGGGAACCUGGCUGGCCACAAAUUUGGACGCAGAGGCAGAUGAGUCAAAGCACAAAGAGGGCACAGUUGAAAAGCAGGUACAUGCAGCAAUUGCUGCGGCUUCCUUCGAAGACCUGGACACCAACAAAGAUGGUGUGAUCACUCGCGAGGAGUUCCAUGACUUUGUUCAGAAGGCCACAGCAUCUGCAGUGGAGGACACUAUCACUCCACGGGAGCAGGUGCAGCAUGAGCAGGUCAUUGUUGGACGAUUGGUCGAUCACUUCGUGGCUGCCAACAUGCCAAGGGGCACACUAUCAGGAGGAACCUCUCCGAUGGCUAGCUCACCUGGUACAGAGGUUGGCGUCAAGCAGAUCAGCCCACGAACCAUGUACAAGAGAAGGGUUGAAUGGGAAGAGAAGAUGGAGCAGGUCCGAUUGAAGAACUGGAUUGACACUCGGCUCAUCCCAAGCCUUCAAGAGGCGGUGAAAGAGGAGAGUGUCGCUACGCUCUGUGAAAGCCGUGGAAGUUCCCGCAGUGAGACUCCAAAGGCUGCCGAAAUGCGUCUUUGGAUCCAAAAGCAGCUGCAAAGCAAUUACGAGGCCGUGAGAGAAGGCAGCGUAGCAGUGGUCAGCAACACUGACUCGAGAUCUGGGACUCCGCCUGCCAAAGUUGAUGCUUGGCUCAAGGAGCAGCUGGACAUGCUCGAAAGCAGUUUGGACCAGGCUGCCAAGGAAGAAAGUGUGGCCACUCUGUGCAGCGCUGGAUCCAGGACUGACACCCCGGAUGUCAAGAUCGACAGCUGGCUGAAGAGUCAGCUUGAGACAAACCUCGAAUCUGCUGUGAGAGAAGGUAGUGUUGCCACAUUGGACGUGGAAAGUGUAGCUGCAGUACCACUGGUGCAACUGCCUUAUGUUGACUUCCGCAAGAAGGAGCCAGCAGGCUCCGCAGGUCCAGUUGUGGAGGGGCCUGCCAUCGCAGAGCUGGAUUUUGCGUUCGAGGACAUGGACUACGACACCGUGAUCUCAUCAGCAGAAACCACCAUUGGUAUGGUGGAAGCAAUCCGAAGAAGCCUGGCAGAACAGGCAGGCAUUCAGCCAGAUCAGAUCCGGGUGACAUUGGCACCUGGGAGUGUGAAAGUGAAGAUAUCGAUUGCAUGCGGCGACGUGGGGUCUGCGACAGUGGUGUUGCAACGGGCCACUCAAGGCGAUGGAGAUCCACUGAUCAGUCGCAUUGGUCAGCACGUGGCCAAGGUCCCAGGAGCCAGACAAGCGCAAAAAUCCGGUGGCGAUUUGGUCAUUGGCAAUAUCCGUGUCAAGGCAUGA
Messenger RNA from Cladocopium goreaui, 2851 nucleotides. The record is from the annotation of a GenBank genome assembly. Lineage: Eukaryota; Dinophyceae; Suessiales; Symbiodiniaceae.